Chelonus insularis is the source of this 1682-nucleotide messenger RNA. Its product is annotated as glutaryl-CoA dehydrogenase, mitochondrial. Bases 330 to 1601 code for a protein of 423 amino acids. The transcript has 8 exons. Gene Ontology annotation, molecular function: glutaryl-CoA dehydrogenase activity; flavin adenine dinucleotide binding; fatty-acyl-CoA binding. Lineage: Eukaryota; Metazoa; Arthropoda; Insecta; Hymenoptera; Braconidae. The record is from RefSeq and is a predicted model, not a curated record. Gene Ontology annotation, biological process: fatty-acyl-CoA biosynthetic process; fatty acid beta-oxidation using acyl-CoA dehydrogenase. Gene Ontology annotation, cellular component: mitochondrial inner membrane.
CAGUAUAAUCUUUGCCAUACUGAUCUCUAAUGUGCAAAUAUCAAAAAUAAAGUCAAGUAUCUAUCUUUCUUUGUCUCAUGCAAGUGAGAGUGGGGACCAUAAGUUUUCUCUCCACUCUUUCAGAUGUAUUCUUUCAUGGGUAAUUUGGAGAAUUCGUACCUCCAGUUUUAAUUGAUUAGAGGUCUGGUUGUUUUAUGUAUGUAUCAAGUACCAAAGAUCAUCAGUCACAUGAUAAGAAGUAUCAAAAAGUAAAUAUUUAAUGAUUUGGUUGAUGUAGUUAUUCAUGAACUGUGAGUGUGAUAACAGCCAAUUGAAUAUUAUAUUUAAAUAUGGCACUGUGCAUACGAGUAAAUGUAUCUAAAGUUAUAAAAUAUCAGUCAGAUGCUGUAAGAUUGUUUUCUACAUCACAAUCUUGGCAUAGAGAAACUUUCAAUUGGCAAGACCCUUUUAACAUUGAAUCUCAAUACACUCAAGAUGAGAAAAUGGUCAGAGAUCAAUUCCAUGCAUACUGUCAGCAAAAACUCCAACCAAGAAUACUCGAGGCAUUUAGAAAUGAACUUUUUGAUACGAAAAUCAUGAAAGAGUUUGGAGAAAUGGGAGCACUUUGUUGCACUUUGAAAGGCUAUGGUGCUUCAGGAUUAUCAUCAAUAGCGAAUGGACUUUUGACGAAAGAAGUAGAAUCAGUUGAUAGUGGAUAUCGAUCUGCAUAUUCAGUUCAAAAUCUUACAGCUGUUGCUAUUGAUUGUUUUGGAAGUAAAGAACAAAAAGAACGAUAUCUACCUGAACUAGUGUCAGGUAAUAAAAUUGGAUGCUUUGGACUGACAGAACCUAAUCACGGAAGUGAUCCUGGAUCAUUAACGACUCGAGCAUUAUAUGAUUCUAACAAGAAAAUUUAUAAACUACGAGGCAGUAAAACAUGGAUUACUAAUUCUCCAGUCGCUGAUAUUUUAAUAAUAUGGGCACGUUGUGAUGAUAAUCAGAUUCGUGGGUUCAUCGUUGAACGACAAGGAAAUGAAAGUCAACUAAGUACACCUAAAAUUGAAGGAAAAGUUUCUUUAAGAGCAUCUUGUACCGGAAUGAUAUUAAUGGAUGAUGUGGUAGUACCUGAAUCUAAUAUGCUUCCAAAUGUGACAGGUUUGAAGGGUCCUUUUACUUGCCUGAAUCAUGCACGUUAUGGAAUAGCAUGGGGAGCUUUAGGUGCAGCUGAACAAUGUCUGAACAUUGCAAGAAAUUAUGUUGCAGAUAGAAAGCAAUUUAACAGGCCUCUAGCAGCAAACCAAUUAAUUCAAAAAAAACUUGCUGAUAUGAUGAUGGAAAUAGCUAUUGGAUUACAAGCUUGUUUGCGUGUUGGAAGAUUGAAAGAUACUAAUGAAGCCACUCCAGAAAUGAUUUCUCUUAUUAAACGCAAUUCUGCUGCUAAGGCUAUCAAUAUAGCACGGGUUGCUAGAGACAUGUUGGGAGGCAAUGGAAUAUCUGAUGAGUAUCAUGUCAUUAGACACAUGGUUAAUUUAGAAGCCGUUAUUACUUACGAAGGUACUGAUGACAUUCAUGGACUUAUUCUUGGUCGAGCUAUCACUGGAAUUCCAGCAUUUUCAGGAUGAAAUUAAUCAUAUUAUGUCAUGUUAUAAAUAUCACUAUUUUUAUACUUUAUAUUUUAUAGAACAAUUUGUUGUAAUUCAAAU